Numida meleagris (helmeted guineafowl) is the source of this 3821-nucleotide messenger RNA. It is a transcript of the gene ERLIN2, whose product is annotated as ER lipid raft associated 2. The coding region runs from base 76 to 1104 and encodes 342 amino acids. The record is from RefSeq and is a predicted model, not a curated record. The transcript has 11 exons. Lineage: Eukaryota; Metazoa; Chordata; Aves; Galliformes; Numididae. Gene Ontology annotation, cellular component: endoplasmic reticulum membrane; endoplasmic reticulum. Gene Ontology annotation, molecular function: cholesterol binding; ubiquitin protein ligase binding. Gene Ontology annotation, biological process: SREBP signaling pathway.
GCAGUAGUGACGUCACGGAGGCGCCGUUGCAGGAGGGCGGGCGCAGCGCAGCGGCGCGUCGUGCCGAGGCCGGGCAUGGCCCAGCUGGGCGCCAUCGCCGCGCUCGUCCUCAGCUUCCUCGCCGCCGCCUUCCUCUCCGCCAUCCACAAGAUCGAGGAGGGCCACAUCGGCGUCUACUACCGCGGCGGCGCGUUGCUGACCUCCACCAGCGGGCCCGGCUUCCACCUCAUGCUGCCCUUCAUCACGUCCUACAAGUCAGUGCAGACCACGCUGCAGACCGAUGAGGUGAAAAACGUUCCCUGCGGUACGAGCGGAGGAGUGAUGAUUUACUUUGACAGAAUUGAGGUGGUGAAUUUCCUGAUCCAGAGUGCAGUAUAUGAUAUAGUGAAGAACUACACUGCUGACUAUGACAAAGCUCUCAUCUUCAACAAGAUUCACCAUGAGCUUAACCAGUUCUGCAGUGUCCACACGCUCCAGGAGGUCUACAUCGAGCUGUUUGAUCAGAUUGAUGAAAACCUUAAACUGGCAUUGCAGCAAGACCUAACUACAAUGGCCCCUGGAUUAAUUAUACAGGCAGUUCGAGUUACAAAGCCAAACAUCCCUGAAACAAUCCGGAGGAAUUAUGAGCUCAUGGAGAGCGAGAAGACCAAGCUGCUGAUUGCAGCACAGAAGCAGAAGGUGGUGGAGAAGGAAGCGGAGACAGAGAGGAAGAAGGCCCUCAUUGAGGCAGAAAAAAUUGCUCAAGUUGCUGAAAUAACUUAUGGACAGAAAGUGAUGGAAAAAGAAACAGAGAAACGGAUUUCAGAGAUUGAAGAUGCUGCGUUUCUUGCAAGAGAGAAGGCAAGAGCUGAUGCUGAAUGCUAUACUGCUAUGAAAGUAGCCGAAGCUAACAAGCUGAAGUUAACUCCCGAGUACUUGCAGCUGAUGAAAUACAAGGCUAUUGCAGCAAACAGCAAGAUUUAUUUUGGCAAAGAUAUUCCCAACAUGUUCAUGGACUAUGCAGGUAGCCAGACUAAGUUUUCGGAGGGACUGGCAGAAGGAAUCCACGAAGAGGAUGGGGCAGGACCUAGUGAGGACACAAAACUGCUUCAGAACACCAACUGAAAAGAAACAUUUCUAUUUGUUUUAUAUCGAAAGAAACAUGAACUGGGAAGUUCCUUUUUGUUUUCCCCUUUUCCUGUACUGAAAGAGAUAAGACUUAAUCCUCUCAAUCUUUUGUAUGGCAAUUAGACACAAUGACUUUGGUAUUUAUGGAGUGGUGUUUCUGGUAACUGCUAAGUAAUCUGCUGCAGAUAAGUCUGCUAGAUGCACCUCUCCCUGCUAAUGGGCUAAUAAACCCAAUGAUUCCAGAGAGGCUAGCUAGGCUAUCUAUUCUGCAGCCAGCUUAGAAGGUUAAUUAAUUUUGAAUUGAGGUUGUUGGUAGCAGUUGGAAGUUUUGGGAUUUUUAGCAGGAGGGGGAUUGCUGCUAUGACCUUUUUUUUUCUAGUUGGAAAUUUCUAGUAUUUAAUUCAAAUCCCUCUGAGAAGAAAAAAGAAAAAUAAAAAAAGGUGCUAGACUUUUUGUACACUACCCAUGUCUGCUCGAAGGCAUUGCCCAGAUGGUGGGUCACUGCCUGGGGCACUGGGAAUAACAGCCCGUGCGUACGCUCCAGGCCCAUCCUGUCUGCAAGGUGUAGCAAAUACAUGAAACCACUGCAGCUGGAGCGUUGCAGGUUACCUUGGGGGAGAUGUAAGCCUUAGACUGCGUGUCACACAGGUAGUGACCCAAACUAUACAUUUUCUGCAUUUUAACACUGGUUUCUUUUCCAUUUGUCAUACUUGGGGAGGGCGAAGGGGAGUUUGUGUUUAUUUGCUGGCUGAGGGGCUUAGAUGUGCUGGUGGAGGCAGUGCCUGCCAGUGACUAAUUGGACUUAACUUUUGGUGAAACCAGGCUGCAAGCAUGGUACUUGUCACAGUUGUCAUAGAACAAGUAGAGAGAGAGAAAUUUUUGUCUCAGGGACCCUGACCUUGCAAAAAGCCUUGCUAGUGAGAAACUGCUUGAGUGACUCAUCUCACAGUCAUUGCAGUGCAUCUGGUCUUCAAGACCAACGGGAUUUCAGUGUUUGCAGUGUUGUAUUAGAAAGAGGCUGUUCAGGUAAGCUGAAAUGAAUGGAACACAGCACCUGGGUGGUUGUUUUUGGUUGUUGUUUUUUUUUGAGAACAGACGUUGAGAGGAAGAUUUAGUAGCAAAAGACUCAAAACGUCAUCCUGGAAAAAAUCACAGAGCAAAAACGACCACCUCUUCUCUCUGGGCUGUCCAAAGAGAAACAUUCCUUCUUUGCUCAGAACACUGCUACAUCAUGUACCUUUUGUUUCAGGAAACUGAUUCAUUUUUCACUUAUCAGAUGCAAAGAGAUAAUAGUUUUUUUGUUUUACACACGUGCAAAACUUGAGGGGGUGUUAAGAUCAAAAGUUCAGGGCUAGGAAACUUUUUUUUUUUCCCUCUCCCCCAAAUCCAUCUGCCACUUGGCAGGAGAGCCUGCUUAUUAAUUGCUGUUAUAAAUUGCAGCCAAUAUAUCCAUGUAAGAUGAUGAAAACGUAAGCACUAAGUUGGUCAGGGACCAACCUGUUGGAUUUAUGAUCUUGUGCCCACAAUGCUUGCUACUUACUAAGCUUGGUUUCACACUUCAGUGUUUAAAAUAUGCAUUAAUCGUUUUAAUAAGUAAUUUACACUAAGAUAGAAAUCUGAUUAAUUUCUGCUGCUUGUUCCAGUAUUUUCACUUCAGUUUUAUUUUCCCUGUUAGGAGAAUUACAGUUGAUACUUGAAAAUGCGAAAUAAAAGAGAUUGUCAGUUUCUGCCAGAGAAAAGUCCCAUCUCUUUUAUGUUGUCUUUGUAUUUGCUGGAAAAUCUUAAGCUAAGGAAAGUUCCAUCCCCAGACUGAUGUGCUACACUAGACAACACAGUGGUCAUAAAAACUGCAUUGAGAGGUAGGCUGUAAUAUUGCUCACUUUUCUAAAUAGGUCUCUGCAAGAAAAUGUUGAACAGAGAACAGCAGAAAUUUAGAAGUGAGGUAAUAGUACCUAACUCUUUUAGGGUGAUCUCAUUUGUUUGGCAUUGUUCUGCAUUCACGUUAAGGUUUUCCAUUAGUAACUAAAACCUGCUUUCAUAAAGUGUUUUCACUAGCGAAUGGACCCAAGUAAACCAAAUGGUAUUAUAAAGUGUGUUUUUGUAUGAGUUCACUGUAAAAUAAUAGCUUGGAAUAAAUAGGUCUUAUGGAUUUUUAAAUUGAAAACAUUACUGCUGAAGUAUUUCUCGGAGGAGGGGGGGAGAAUAGAAGAAGGAGUAGCCAGUAUUAUUGAUUGCAAACUCACAGUUUUAAAACAUUUUGGAACCUUCAUGCUUCUGCACCACUGAGAACCAAGUAAUGUAGUUAACCUGUUAAAAGAUUAACAGGAAAAAAAAAAAAAGCAAGAACAAAGUUGAAAUUGUACCAGUCCUUAGAGGCCAGGAUCAAUUGUUGCUUUUCAUUCAGGUUCUUUAUUCUAUGUAUAAUUUCGUUAAUUUUCCAGAGUAGAUGUGUCACUACAUGUAAUUCUUUAUCCCAUUUAUCUCUUUCACUGUCAUUCUGUCAUCUCCAUAAUCCUGCAAUCUUGAAAGGAAGAUCUAAAUGCUUAAACUGCUCUGUCUAACAAAGAAGCACAGGUUUGCAGCACUGCUAUACCUGGGAACUGCUGGCAGGGGGAUGGUGAUGCUUUACCAGUGCAGCCGUGGAUCUAUGUACUGAAUUAAAAGCCUUUUUAUUUUGAUACUUGCUAUGACAAUAAAAUGGCCUUCGAUUUUAA